AUGUCUGCAAUGGAUACAGCUGGUCACUUUGUACUUGGUUCACCUCUAGAACAUUCGGAAGAUACUGGUAGUCUCCCUCGGACAAAACAAUUACCUUUCUCCAUUUCAUUUUUGCAACACUUAAUGAAUUGUUUAAAAAGAAAUAUACCACAAGAUGCAGCGUGAACAGAACUACAAUUUUUACAAAGUAAAGCUUAUUUUAAUUUUGUACUUUUUGUUUUCAAAAAAAAACCAAAAUUCUGUACGACCAAUUUUUGACAUUGUGAAAAAACCAUUUUUUUCUUAUCUCAUAUUUUUAUCACCUAAUGUGCUUUUAUAAAAAAACACAAAGUAUACCACAAGAUGCAGCGUGAAAAGCUCUACAAUCUACAAAGUGAAGCUUAUUUUAAUUGUGUACUUUUGUUUUAAAAGAAAAGCAAAAUUCUGAGCGACCAAUUUUCGACGCUGCGAAAGGAUCAUUUUUCUGCACCAAUGAGAAAUUCCUUUUUUCUUAUUUCAAUAAACUGUUCUAUGUAAAAUGUAGAGCUUUGCACUAGGGGUGGGCCAUUUACAUUAAUUUAAAAUUAAGUUAAAAGUUAUCACUUUACACUUAAUAUUAAGUGUUAAGUUUUUGUGCUUAACACUUAAUCACU
Rotaria sp. Silwood1 is the source of this 632-nucleotide messenger RNA. The record is from the annotation of a GenBank genome assembly. Lineage: Eukaryota; Metazoa; Rotifera; Eurotatoria; Philodinida; Philodinidae.